This is a messenger RNA of Populus trichocarpa (black cottonwood), 2105 nucleotides long. Its product is annotated as cysteine protease ATG4. Gene Ontology annotation, molecular function: protein-phosphatidylethanolamide deconjugating activity. Lineage: Eukaryota; Viridiplantae; Streptophyta; Magnoliopsida; Malpighiales; Salicaceae. The coding region runs from base 391 to 1842 and encodes 483 amino acids. The record is from RefSeq and is a predicted model, not a curated record. The transcript is spliced from 9 exons.
AAUAAAUAAAAUAUUGUAUAAUUCCACAGAUUUACAGACAAAAAGAAAGAAGAAAGGAAUUCCUCCUCGAUCAAACAAGAAAAAAAAAAAAAAAGAACAAGCAGAAGUCUAGCACGAGUAGAAGAACUAGAAGAAGAGACUGUUAAAUUAAAAUAAAUAAAUAAUCAAAUUUGUUUCAUGUUUGAUUGUUUGCGUGUCCCUCCCCUCUCCUCUCAAACUCCGAAACACAAGCCAAGCAAAGGAGACUCCUCUCUCUCUUUACUCGCCGAAAUCAAUCUCGAAACGAAUCGAUUCAGCCACAUAAACUGUGUUUCUCUUUGGAUUCUUGACGACACUCUGGUUGUGUCUAUGAGACCUUUCUAUUGCUCCAUGCUGCUCGAUGACUAGGUAAUGAAGGGUUUUCGUGAAAGGGGGUUUGUUGCUUCUUCCAAAUCUUCAUCUACAGCUGAAUCCCCACAUAGAUCUUUCACUUCUGAUUCUUCAGAACUGGGGUCCGCCGACACCAAGUUUUCCAAGCCUUCUUUAUGGUCAACCUUCUUUGCAUCAGCUUUCUCUGUCUUUGAUACACAUUGCGAUUCAUCUUCAACUAGUGAAAAAAAAGCACCUCAUAUUAGACAUGGUAAUGGUUGGACGUCAGCUGUGAAGAAAAUUGUGGCAGGUGGCUCAAUGAGGAGGAUCCAAGAGUGUGUAUUAGGGACAAGCAAGACAGGGAUUUCUAACACAACUGGUGACAUUUGGCUCCUAGGAGCAUGCUACAAGAUUUCACAAGAUAAUUCUUCUGGGGAUGCUGCUGCUACCAAUGCUUUAGCUGCCUUUAAUCAUGAUUUUUCUUCACGAAUUCUUAUCACAUAUAGAAAAGGGUUUGAUGCUAUUGAAGAUUCAAAACUUACCAGUGAUGUAAGCUGGGGUUGUAUGCUUCGGAGUAGUCAGAUGCUUGUUGCUCAGGCAUUGCUUUUUCAUCGAUUAGGGAGAUCUUGGAGAAAACCAUUGGACAAGCCAUUGGAUCGAGAAUAUGUUGAGAUUUUACAUCUUUUUGGUGAUUCGGAGUCAUCGGCUUUCUCUAUUCAUAAUCUUCUUCGGGCUGGAAAGGCUUAUGGCCUUGCAGCUGGGUCAUGGGUAGGCCCUUAUGCAGUGUGCCACUCUUGGGAAUCUCUAGUCCGCUCUAGAAGAGAGGAAACCAAUCUUGAAUACCAGUCACUUUCAAUGGCUGUUUAUGUUGUUUCUGGUUCUGAAGAUGGGGAGCGAGGGGGGGCUCCAGUUCUCUGCAUUGAAGAAGCCGCUAGACAUUGUUCAGAGUUUUCUAAAGGUCAAGAAGAUUGGACGCCAAUUCUUCUAUUGGUUCCUUUGGUUCUUGGGCUUGAUAAAAUAAAUCCAAGGUAUAUUCCGUCCCUGCAAGCAACAUUCACCUUUCCCCAAAGCCUUGGAAUUUUGGGUGGGAAACCUGGUGCUUCAACAUAUAUUGUUGGUGUGCAAGAUGAGAAUGCUUUUUAUCUUGAUCCACAUGAAGUUCAGCCGGUGGUCAAUGUUAGCAGAGAUGAUGUAGAGGCCAAUACUUCAUCUUACCACUGCAACAGUGUUGUGCGGCACAUGCCUCUGGACUUGAUUGAUCCAUCCUUGGCAAUUGGAUUUUAUUGUCGAGACAAAGAUGAUUUUGAUGAUUUCUGUACGCUGGCAUCCAAGCUGACAGACGAAUCAAAUGGUGCACCUUUGUUUACAGUGGCUCAUUCCCGUAAAUUAUUAAAGCAUGAUAGUGGCGAGGUUCGGUCGGAUGAUUCCCUUGGUGUGAUGACUAUGAAUGAUGUAGAGGGCUGUGUACACGAGGAUGACUGGCAACUCCUUUAAAUGGAAAAAUCAUUUGGGGGAUUUAAGCUAGUAAGUACAUGGUGUGGAUUGCAUGGGGAUCGAAUGCCCUUUUUCCUCAGCACCUCAUAUAGGUGUUUAGUCCACGCGUGCUUCAAUUCAUGACUCCUUUUCCGCUGUUGGAUUCAACAUUUGUAGAAAGUAGAGGAGAUAUUUAUGAUUCUUUUCACGGUGUCAAAAACCGCAAAUGUUGUAAGAUAAAUGAUUAAAUCUCAUUUGGGUGAUGAAAUAUUUCCUUUUGUUUC